This is a messenger RNA of Pestalotiopsis fici W106-1, 1536 nucleotides long. RefSeq lists its product as uncharacterized. The transcript has a single exon. Bases 1 to 1536 code for a protein of 511 amino acids. NCBI's taxonomy places the organism in Eukaryota, Fungi, Ascomycota, Sordariomycetes, Amphisphaeriales, Sporocadaceae. The record is from RefSeq and is a predicted model, not a curated record.
AUGUCAAACAACAAUCAAUCUGAUGAUGGAAACCUCACGUGUAUUCCCUCCGAGAUCUGUCGCCUUGUAGCCGCUCUCCUGGAAAAUUGCGAUAUCAAGAAUCUUCGCCUGGUGUGCCGGGUGUUGCGUGACAACUUUCCUCUGCGCAUCGGGAGAGUCUUCCUCUCUGCCAAUCCGCUCAAUGUCCAGACUUUCCGCUCGAUAGCAGAGCACGAGGUCUAUCGGCACGGUAUCACCGAGAUAGUCUGGGAUGAUGCACAGCUGGUAGCCGGACUAGGGCAGGAGGAAGGGGAGGAGAUGCAGCAGGACCAAGGCUACCCCUCAGACGAGGAGAACGGACACUCUGCCCCACGAUGGUUCUCGCUUGCCUGUCGUAAGAACCUGGGUGACGAGCGUAGUCGCAAGGGUGUCGAGGAGCGCCCUGCCUGGAGAGCUAGGAUGCAGCAGCUGGAGGCGCAGCUACCUGUGCACGAAUCGUGGGCAAUCUAUCAAGAUCUGCUUCGCCAGCAGCAGCAGGUCCUGGCGGACGGAUCCGACAUCGCUGCCUUGAGGUACGGCUUGUCACGCUUCCCAGCGCUCCGCACAAUCACCGUCACCCCGGCAGCCCAUGGUUACCUCUUCGCCCCUCUGUACAAGACGCCCAUGAUCCGCUCAUUCCCUUACGGUUUCAACUACCCCAUCCCCCACGGGUGGCCGAUGCCCCGUCCUGAGGACCUGCCUUACGAGCUACGCCCAUGGUCAGUGAAGGCCGAACGUGAGCAGUGGCGUGGUGUUAGCAUUAUCCUCCGCGAGCUGGCCCAGCAGCCAUACCAUCGGGUCAACGAGCUCCUGUUCAACGUGCACAACGUCAGCACCGGCGUGAGUUCUCGUAUCCUUGAGCAGCCGUGCGAGGAGUAUGAGAACCUCGCGGCCCUGCUCGCCCGCCCGGGGUUCCGGUCCCUGGACCUGUCACUGCUUGCUGACGGGGAUGAGGACGGCGCCUGGGGAACUCUGCGUAACGGACGGCUGCACAAAGCACUGGCCAAAGCGACGGACCUCGAAUACCUCCACUUCCGGACUGAAACUGAUUUUGAUCAGUUCGACAUGCCAGACCAGGACUUCCCUCGCCUGCGCUCUCUGCUUCCGCUGGAACACUGGCCAAAGCUGCAACACUUGAGACUGACCAAGGUGCUGGUGGAUCACGACGAGCUCCUAGACGUGCUCAUCUCUCUCCCCACAAGCAUCUGCACCAUCGAGCUCAGCCAUCUGCGGUUCAUGGAAGAGGGCGGGGACCGUGGGUACCAGGAACUGAUGCGAGGCCUUCGUGAGGAUCUCGACUGGCGCAACCUGGCGCCAUCCCAGAGGCCCCGGCUCGUGGUGCAUGCAGACGCGAAUGGGAGCAGACACUUCCGGUACCAAGAUCUCGACGCCGAAGUCAAUGACUUUGCCUACGGGCAGGGAGAUAACCCGCCCGGGGACAUGUACGCCAGCCCGAGCGCCGGUGCCAUACGCAGCGCCUUUGAGCCUGAACUCGAGGUUUUCACGCUGCAUUACUAG